Molecule: messenger RNA, 867 nt
Organism: Colletotrichum gloeosporioides
Lineage: Eukaryota; Fungi; Ascomycota; Sordariomycetes; Glomerellales; Glomerellaceae
Exons: 2
Coding region: 1-867 (288 amino acids)
Source: RefSeq, a predicted model, not a curated record
AUGCCGCAGUCAACCAUGUUUCCAGUCACAAACGAGCUUGCCAAACAUCCAAACCAUACUCCCAUCAACUACACCAUCUUCCUUAAAAAGAUGUGCUACAAAAAGCAAACGUACUACAAAAGCUGCUCCCACACGCGCACAGAGGAAGAAGACUGCCCCCACCAGAAGCGCCUCAGCCAACUGCGUCUCCAAGAGCGCCUCGACGCCCACCGCCGCCAACGAAGCUCCUGGCUCCUGUGUAUCUUCUGCUUCCUCAUCGCUCCCGAGCCGCGGACGCGCACCCCGGAGCCCCGCCGCGAGUGCCCCCUCCAAGACGUCCGCGUCGAGGUCGACGGCCGGUGUCCGCAGUGCCGCCUCCUCGACGCGCAGGCGGCCGCCGUGGGGAGAAGGGAUAGGUACGAGUAUGACUACGCGGCGCGCCGGUGCCGUGUCAGAGGUGAGGUGAGAGGGAGUGAGAUGAACGCCGUUGCUGACCUUGAUCCGUCGAGACCUACACAAACGCAGCAUCUCAAGAGCCCAGAGUCGACAUGUUCCGGCCGGCCAGCCCCUUUGCGAGUUUCCAAGACCAAGCAGAACCAGAAACUGUCAAAGUCCAAGAGGAGCUACUCCAGGAAACCGGGCCGAAGCGCAGUCGCAGCGUUGGAGAACCCGCCCCUGAGCGCCGUGAUGGAGGACGUGGAGAAGGCCUGGAACGAUGCUUGCACGGAUGGAGGCUCCGCUGCCAGGACUGCCCGAAAGCCGUCGCAGGAGCUGCCGCCGCUGACCAGCCCGUCCUCAUACAGCCCGGAACUACCGAUCGAAGAUCUGAUUGACGAGGUUGAGCUCCUCUGGCGAAGGGCAGGCUGCAGCAACGAUGGACCCGGGUAA